AUGGUGAAGCUGGGCUUCAGCUUCGGGAAGUUCGGCAGAGACCUCGGGUACCAGGAUGGGGUUACCAUGGACAGCGUCCCUCUGAUCAGCCCCCUGGAUGUCAGCCAGCUCCAGCCACCAUACUCUGACCAAGUGGUCAUCAAGACGCAGACGGAAUAUGGACUGCCCCCCACAGAACAGAUGAAGAAGUUCCCAGACCUGGAGGCCCAGAAGCUGGCCUCCACCAACCCGGAGGAAGGACGCGGGAUGCCCCCCGCACGUAUGCUGGCCUUCGUCAUGGCAAUCAUGGGCUGCCUCCUGAUCAUGUACAAGGCCCUCUGGUACGACCAGUUCUCCUGCCCAGAUGGCUUCCUGGUUCGGCACAAGAUGUGCACCCCGCUGUCCCUGGAGAUGUACUACGCGGAGAUGGGCCCCGAGCGCCACCGCAGCAUCCUGGCGGCCAUGGGGGCCUACCCGCUGAGCCGCAAGCAGGGCACCGAGCCCCCCGUGGUCUGGAGGAAGAUCCAUCCCGUCUUCAAGGAGGGGCCCAAGGCGUCCCCCCAGGCGGGCCCGGCCACCACCGAGGCCCCCGGGAAGCCGGCGGCGGCGGGCGCCGAGAAGGAGGCGGCGCUGCAGGCGGAGGGGAGCGCCCCGCCCCCGGCCCCGGCCCCGCAGUGACGGCCGCCUCCGCGCCCGGAGCCGCGAAGCCCCGUAGCGCCCCCCGCCCUCGGCACCCGUGACCGCCCCGCCAGAUGCUGUCCCACCACGUGGUCGUG
Molecule: messenger RNA, 755 nt
Organism: Eptesicus fuscus (big brown bat)
Lineage: Eukaryota; Metazoa; Chordata; Mammalia; Chiroptera; Vespertilionidae
Gene: CALY
Product: calcyon neuron specific vesicular protein
Exons: 5
Coding region: 1-657 (218 amino acids)
Biological process (GO): clathrin coat assembly; G protein-coupled dopamine receptor signaling pathway; endosomal transport
Cellular component (GO): membrane; endosome
Molecular function (GO): clathrin light chain binding
Source: RefSeq, a predicted model, not a curated record